Molecule: messenger RNA, 1573 nt
Organism: Aquila chrysaetos chrysaetos
Lineage: Eukaryota; Metazoa; Chordata; Aves; Accipitriformes; Accipitridae
Product: REST corepressor 2-like
Biological process (GO): negative regulation of DNA-templated transcription; regulation of transcription by RNA polymerase II
Cellular component (GO): transcription regulator complex; histone deacetylase complex
Molecular function (GO): transcription corepressor activity
Source: RefSeq, a predicted model, not a curated record
GCUCGUCGCUGAUUGGCUGAGAGAGGCGAGGGCGGGAAAGAGGGAGGGGGCCCCGCCCGUUCGCUGAGGGGAGCGGUGUCAUGGCGGACACCCGGCCCGCAGGCGAUGCCGUCGGUGAUGGAGAAGCCCUCGGGGAUCCUGUCCCGCAGCCGGGCGAAGUCGGUGGCCGCCGGCGGUGGCCCCCCCCCCUCCGAGGACGAGGGCAGCGAGGACGAGCACGCCCACGCAUGAUCCGGGUGGGGGCCGACUACCAGGCGGUGAUUCCUGACUGCAAACCAGAGAGCCCUGCCCGCUACAGCAACAAGGAGCUGAAGGGGAUGCUGGUCUGGGCCCCCAACCACUGCGUCUCCGACGCCAAACUGGACAAAUACAUCGCCAUGGCAAAGGACAAGCACGGCUACAACAUCGAGCAGGCUCUGGGGAUGCUGCUGUGGCACAAGCACGACGUGGAGAAGUCCUUGGCCGACCUGGCCAACUUCACGCCCUUCCCGGACGAGUGGACGGUGGAGGACAAGGUUCUUUUCGAACAGGCCUUCAGCUUCCACGGCAAGAGCUUCGCCCGCAUCCAACAAAUGCUCCCCGACAAGCUGAUCCCCAGCCUCGUUAAAUAUUAUUACUCCUGGAAAAAAACCCGCACCCGAACCAGCGUCAUGGACCGGCAGGCGCGACGCCUCCUGGGCCGCAAAGAACGCGACGACAGCAACGACGAGACUGAUGACCAUCGCCCUGCUAACGAGGGGGAGACGGAGCCACAGGACCCCAAAAAAGAGCCUUUUUACCCCAAAACUGCCGCGCGGAAAGAAGCGCAAUAUCGUCACCACCCCCCAGCCCGGCAUCGCCGCCGCCCCCCCCGGGGGAUGCACCUCAGCCGGGAGGACGUCGCCGGUGUCACCGCCAACCCCGACCUGGGGGCUCUGGCUCUGCGGCAGCUGGAUUGUCAGCUGGUAUCCCUCAAACGGCAGGUGCAACGGAUCAAGCAGAUCAAUAGCGGUCUGAAGCAGGCACUGGAGGGUGGUGUGGAGGGGCUGCGGCCACCUGAGGGCAAUGGCAAAUUCAGCUCUCGCUGGACGACGGAUGAGCAGCUCCUGGUGGUGCAGGCCUUGCGGCGCUAUGGCCGUGACUUCCCGGCAGUGGCGGGGGUGCUGGGGAACAAGACGGCGGCGCAGGUGAAGAGCUUCGUGCUGGGCGCCCGCCGCCGCUUUGGCCUCGACCGGCUGCUGCGGGAACGGGAGGCUCAGAGGGGGGGGGGAUCCCCCCGCGCCCCCCUCCGGGGAGGGGCAGGAGGAGGAGGAGGAGGAAGAGGUGAGUGGGGGGGACUGGGUUAGGGACUGGGCCCAGUUCUGAGACCAGACUGGGCCCAGUCCCAGCCCUUAUCCCGGUCCAGGUCCUGGUCCCCAUCCCAGUCCUGGUUCCAGUCCUCAUUCAGGAACUGGUCCCAGUCUCAGCCCUGCUCUCAGUCCUGGUCCCAGUUCUCGUCCUGAGCCAGGCACUGGUCCCAGUCCUGAUGGGCAGCCUGGUCCCAGUCCCAGUCCCAGUUUGUGUCCUGGUCCCAGUGUUGGAGCCUGGUCCCUGU